This is a messenger RNA of Racocetra fulgida, 861 nucleotides long. NCBI's taxonomy places the organism in Eukaryota, Fungi, Glomeromycota, Glomeromycetes, Diversisporales, Gigasporaceae. The record is from the annotation of a GenBank genome assembly.
AUGAAGUAUUUUACAUCCGUCAUUCUUUUAUUAAUUGCCGCUUUUUUCGGGGCGACCGUCGAUGCUAUCUUAACAGGAACAUAUUUUGACCGAAUUGUAUUAAUCAUUUUUGAAAACACUGCAUACAGUAAAGCGAUAGCACAACCUUAUUUGCAAAAUUUAAUUAACAGUCAAAAUGGCCUUCUUCUUUCGAAUUAUUUUGCGAUUGCACAUCCGUCUCAGCCAAAUUAUAUUGCACAAAUUUAUGGUUCAACCGCUGGUGUCACCGACGGUGGCAUUUACAACAUUCCUGGCAAGAAUGUAGUCGAUCUUCUUGAAGCUAAAGGUGUCUCUUGGAAAGCUUAUAUGGAAGAUUAUCCUGGUAAUUGUUAUCUCGGAGCAACUUAUAACGGAUAUACAAGGCAACAUAAUCCUUUCAUUUCAAUGUUAGACAUAAGUACAAAUCCCAGUCGUUGUGCGAAAAUAGUUCCUGGCACCCAACUUGAUACUGACAUAAACUCAAAUCAAGUACCACAAUAUGUCUAUUAUGUACCAAAUAUAAAAAAUGAUGGACAGGAUACUGGUAUAGCAUUUGCUAUGAAUUGGUUUCAAUCAUGGUUUGAACCAAAGCUUGCCCAACCAGCUUUUACAACCAAUACAUUAUUCUUUAUCACUUUUGAUGAAGAUGAUGGUACUGCAAACAAUCACAUUGCCUCUGUUCUUCUCGGUUCUCCUGUUGUUCCUCCACCAAAUCAUACUGAUUCUACCGCCUACAAUCAUUAUUCGUAUUUGGCUACCGUAGAGAAGAAUUGGGUUUUAGGAAAUUUACAAAGAAAAGAUGCCAAUGCGACAGCAUUUACUCUAUAUCUAAAACAUCCUUAA